AACUUCUUCUCAGCGCUCUCUCUCUCCUCUCCUCUCCUCUGUGGUUUCUCUGUCUAUCUCGUUCGCUGAAAUCCCUAAUUAUUGUUCCUACCUCCAUCAAUUUCCCGCCAAAGAGAAUGAGGAGGGUCGAAAAUUGAAGCCUUGAAGUGGGUCCACAAUCUGCGAAGUGUUGGUGUCGCGAGCUCUCUCGCAAUCGCCGUCAAGUUCAGGGGAGAGGGUUUGGGUUUUACCUUUGUUGCUCCCCUCUGAUUCGGUGGUCUCUUGCCGCUUUCGGCGGAAGAUGGAGAGUGCAGAUACUGAGCCUGCCAGUCUGAAUUGUGGGAACAAUAUGGUUGUGAAAGCUUAUCCAUUAGGCAUGGUUCGGAUUAUGAACAACAAUGGCGUAGGCGAAGAUGAAGGAGACUCGGAAGUUGAGCCAUAUGUGGGUCUAGAAUUUGACUCUGCGGAAGAGGCGAGGGAGUUCUACAAUUCUUAUGCGACGAGUACGGGGUUCAAGGUUAGGACAGGUCAGCUCUAUCGAUCAAGAACAGAUGGGACGGUUUCAUCGAGAAGGUUUGUUUGCUCAAAGGGGGGUUUUCAGCUGAAUUCAAGGACCGGUUGUCCUGCCUUCAUCAGGGUUCAACGACGUGAUACGGGGAAAUGGGUUCUUGACCAAAUCCAGAAGGAGCACAACCAUGAGCUUGGAGGCCAAGUCGAGGAGACUCCCCGUCCACCGGCCGUAAGUCAGAGACGUCCAGCCGCUACAAAGCUAGCGAUUUCGGUUCCACACAGACCCAAGAUGAAAGUUAUCGAUGAGUCUGAUAAAGCACAGUCGUGCCCUUCUGGUGCAAUUUCUUUCAAACGUUUCAAAGGUGCAGAAGACAGUAAUGGGCAAAUUCAGCCCAAGGCUACUGAGCCGUAUGCAGGCUUGGAGUUCGGGUCAGCAAAUGAAGGGUGCCAGUUUUAUCAGGCUUAUGCAGAAGUUGUGGGUUUUAGGGUUCGGAUCGGUCAGUUGUUUCGCUCGAAAGUUGACGGAUCAAUCACUUCUAGACGAUUCGUGUGCUCGAAAGAAGGAUUUCAGCAUCCUUCAAGAAUGGGAUGUGGAGCUUACAUGAGGAUCAAAAGACAGGACUCUGGAGGUUGGAUAGUGGAUCGUCUCAAUAAAGAUCAUAACCACGAGCUUGAACCGGGAAAGAAGAAUGCGGGUAUGAAAAAGAUUACCGAGGAUGCGACAGGAGGGUUAGAUUCCGUGGAUCUCAUUGAAUUAAAUGACUUCAACAACCAUAUCAAGAAAACCCGAGAAAACACGAUUGGGAAGGAAUGGUAUCCGAUGCUUCUGGACUAUUUUCAAACCAGACAGGCCGAGGACAUGGGAUUCUUUUAUGCUGUUGAACUAGAUAGCAACGGUAGCUGUAUGAGCAUUUUCUGGGCGGACAGCCGAGCGAGGUUUGCCUGCAGUCAGUUUGGGGAUGCUGUCGUUUUUGAUACUUCUUACAGGAAAGGAAACUACUCUAUCCCGUUUGCUACUUUUAUCGGUUUUAAUCACCACAGGCAACCCGUGCUUCUCGGGUGUGCCCUCAUUUCUGACGAAUCUAAGGAGGCUUUCACGUGGUUAUUUCAGACAUGGCUCCGUGCCAUGUCUGGCCGCCGGCCAAGGUCCAUUGUAGCUGAUCAAGACUCGGCUAUCCUCCAGGCUGUGGCUCAAGUCUUCCCUGGGACCCAUCACCGGUACUCAGCUUGGCAAAUCAGGGCCAAGGAACGAGAGAAUCUUAGGUCGUUCCCUAAUGAAUUCAAGUAUGAGUAUGAGAAGUGUAUAUACCAGACGCAGACAACAGUUGAGUUUGACACAUUGUGGAACGUUCUUGUCAACAAAUACGGCCUGAGGGAUAAUGUGUGGCUCAGAGAAAUGUACGAAAAGCGUGAGAACUGGGUUCCUGCGUAUUUAAGGGCCACUUUCUUUGGCGGAAUCCCGAUAAAUGGCAGCAUCGAACCGUUCUUUGGCACUUCUUUGAAUUCUCAAACUCCGAUAAGGGAGUUUGUCUCACGAUACGAGCAAGGGCUCGAGCAACGCCGUGAGGAGGAAAGGAAAGAGGAUUUCAAUUCUUAUAACCUGCAGCCGUUUCUGCAGACAAAAGAAAUCGUCGAAGAACAGUGCAGAAGGCUGUACACGCUCACCAUUUUCAGGAUUUUCCAGAAUGAGCUCGUCCAAUCAUAUAACUAUCUCGGUCUAAAGACCUACGAGGAAGGAGCCAUCAGCAGGUUCCUGGUGAGAAAAUGUGGAAACGAGAAUGAGAAACACGCUGUGACAUUCAGUGCGUCGAAUCUCAACGCGAGUUGCAGUUGUCAGAUGUUCGAAUACGAGGGACUGCUCUGCAGGCAUAUACUGAAAGUGUUCAACCUCUUAGACAUACGAGAACUCCCAUCACGGUAUAUACUGCACCGAUGGACCAAGAACGCGGAGUUUGGGUUUGUAAGAGACGUAGAAUCGGGUGUAAGUUCUCAGGACCUCAAGGCCUUGAUGGUAUGGAGCCUGAGAGAGGCAGCUUCCAAGUACAUAGAGUUCGGGACUUCGUCACUGGAGAAGUACAAGCUUGCGUAUGAAAUCAUGCGCGAGGGAGGGAAGAAACUUUGUUGGCAGAGAUGAUGAACGAACGAACACAGCUGGAACUAGUGAAAGUAAGAGACCAUCUUCAUUAUCUCGUUUCUUGUUUCUUGCCUUGAAAAUCUGAUAUUUGUCGGUAGGUUCAAGGUUGUAUUCUGAUCUGGGUUCUGUCUCUGUGACUCCAGAUCCUCUCUGUUCUGCUCUGUCUGAUUCUGAAUAAAUAGUAUCAGUUAAUGAUUCUCUUGCUUAUGGUACCUACGUUUCUUAUAGAUGUUAUAUGUAGUUAUUGAAGUGAAUUCGUACACAAUUGCGAAAUCUGUUUGAUUAUUUGGGCACUUUUCUUUUCUAAAAGAAGAAACGAGAGAUUUCCAGAUCUAAUUUCCCGAAUUAGGAAUUGGAGUGAGUCAUCGGCAUCAAUUGAAGGUCUCUGGAAAGAGGAUUUGCUCAUCUCCUGAAAAAGAAGUCCUGUUCGUUUGUCAAUGGAGAUGGUCGGGCCGUGCCCCAUGGUGGUGGUGGUGGUGGUGGCCGUGGUCAUUGGUGCCUCGUCUUAACGAUCAUGACAUGUAUGUUAUAUCGCCUUUUCUUUCAUAUUUGCCCCUUAGAUUAGGGUUUUGGAAGGAAGAAGAAAAAAAUAAUCGGUUUCUUCA
Molecule: messenger RNA, 3228 nt
Organism: Tarenaya hassleriana
Lineage: Eukaryota; Viridiplantae; Streptophyta; Magnoliopsida; Brassicales; Cleomaceae
Product: protein FAR1-RELATED SEQUENCE 7
Exons: 3
Coding region: 281-2623 (780 amino acids)
Biological process (GO): regulation of DNA-templated transcription
Molecular function (GO): zinc ion binding
Source: RefSeq, a predicted model, not a curated record